Molecule: messenger RNA, 3769 nt
Organism: Solea solea (common sole)
Lineage: Eukaryota; Metazoa; Chordata; Actinopteri; Pleuronectiformes; Soleidae
Gene: pcmtd1
Product: protein-L-isoaspartate (D-aspartate) O-methyltransferase domain containing 1
Exons: 6
Coding region: 379-1458 (359 amino acids)
Biological process (GO): protein modification process
Cellular component (GO): cytoplasm
Molecular function (GO): protein-L-isoaspartate (D-aspartate) O-methyltransferase activity
Source: RefSeq, a predicted model, not a curated record
UCGUGUGUUUACAUCCUCCGCUCAGCUGUUUCUUUCUUCCUUCACUUGGACACGGCGGCUCUUCCUCGCUACUUUACCUUUAGGAAACCGUGCAGCCGGUCAGUUAGUUAGUUACUUAGCGAGUUAGUUAGCACAGUAAACUAGUAGGCGGCCUCUGCAGGAGGCAUUCACGUCUCAAAGUGUCCUGUGAACAUAGCACAGCGCGCUCCGUUACAAGGAGUGAGUUAAUGCGACACCACACUGUCACUUUCUGCCUGGACAUGACUGUUGACGCCUGAGCAGUGACGGUGACGCCGACCAUCUCCAUGUCACUGUGAGUAGGAAUCACUCAUCCCGAGUACGACUUCGCCCCUUGUGUUUCACUUCUUCUUUUUGGCCAUGGGGGGAGCCGUGAGCGCCGGGGAGGACAAUGACGACCUCAUUGAUAAUCUGAAAGAAGCUCAGUACAUUCGCACAGAAAAGGUAGAACAGGCUUUUCGAGCCAUAGACCGCGGUGACUACUAUCUGGACGGCUACCGGGACGGCGCCUACAAAGACCUGGCAUGGAAGCAUGGCAACAUACAUCUAUCUGCUCCAUGUAUAUACUCGGAGGUGAUGGAGGCCCUCAAGCUGCAGCCGGGACUUUCUUUCCUUAAUCUGGGCAGUGGAACUGGCUACCUGAGCACAAUGGUUGGCCUUAUCAUAGGGCCAUUUGGUGUGAACCAUGGAGUUGAGCUCCAUAAGGAUGUGGUUGAAUAUGCCAGAGAGAAACUGGAUGAUUUCAUAAAGAAUAGCGACAGCUUUGAUAAGUUCGAAUUUUGUGAACCGGUCUUUGUGGUCGGAAACUGUCUUGAAAUUGCAACAGACAGUCAUCAAUACGACCGCAUUUACUGUGGCGCCGGAGUUCAGAAGGACCAUGAAAAUUACAUGAAAGUGCUGCUCAAAAUUGGAGGAAUCCUGGUGAUGCCUAUAGAGGAUCAGCUGACCCAGAUAACCAGGACUGGUCAGAGCACAUGGGAGAGCAAAAACAUUUUGGCAGUGUCCUUUGCCCCGUUGAUCCAACAGAGCAGAGCGGAUGGAGAGAAGCCGGACACUGUUAACCUGCCCCCGGUGACUGUCCGCAGCCUUCAGGACCUUGCUCGGAUCUACAUACGCCGCACCCUCCGAAACCUCUCCAGCGAGGACGGCCAGGGCAAGGGGACGGUGCAGAGAGUCCCGCAGAAGCGCAAGCGCAGACGCUGCCGGCGGCGUCGCAUCAACACCUACGUGUUUGUGGGCAACCAGCUGAUCCCCCAAAUGGUGGAGAGCGAGGAGGAGGAGCACGCCGAGGAGGAGCACAAGGAAGUGGAGGAGGAAGAGGAGAGAGACAUUGGUGACAUUGAAAUACUCAAGCAAGUGAACAUCUUGAGAGACCAAAUAAUGGCGUUACCCCUGCCUGAGUCACUGAAAGCAUAUUUGCUGUAUUACAGAGAGAAAUGACUGAUUCCCUGGAUAUCCAUUCUCUCUGGGUGCAGCUCCUGCUGAAAUGCCAUUUUUCACCCUCUUCAGUACAAAUGUAGCAUUAUUUUCAUUAAAUCCAGACGACACAAUUCUUAUGGAAAGACACUUCAUAGGUAAUACUGGAUAAUAAUGUUCUGAUUGUCACAAACCCCGUUAGUUUUUGUUGACUCUUUUGUAGAUAAAAAAAACAACAACAACAACAAAAUAAUGAAAAGUGUAUAUUAAAUGACAUUGUUUCAGAAACUUAUUUCAGAUUUUAUCACAAUAUUUCAGGAUUUCUGCAGAGGUCUGCAGAUUAAGAAUUGGUUCUCAGAAUCUAUAUUUGUUAAAAUACGAUCAUGCCAUUAAAAAAAAAAAGAUAAAAAAGACGUUUAUUGCACCUUUUUUAGAAGCUUUAACUUCAGUGUCUGGCAAUUCAAUGAUGCUGAAAGAGACAAAAGACACAGGAAGUUGAUUACAGCCACAUCUUCCCAUUGAGUUUCAAGAGUGGGACGCUCUUACAUUUAUAAUCAUGACCGGGGACACUUAUGUCGUUACUCUUCUGGAUAUUUUGUUUUAGGUCAACGUGUUUUGUGCGUUCCUAUGACAACAGAGAGACCAGAUUGGUUCAUCGUUUUUUUCUACAGUGCACCUUUUAUUAUCCUAAUGUUUUCUACAAGGUGUGGACACAGAUACGUAGAUACUUGUCUCUCACUUUGCAUAUAAGUAACAUCCUUCCUGUCAUGAUAAGGUGUGGUAGGUCCUCUCUUCUCCACUGUUUCCUCUUCUUUCUUUUUUUUUUAAAUUGUAAAUGCAAACAAUAUAUUGGUUUCAAUAAUCAUUAAUCAUAUCAGUUGUUUAGGAAUAAUGGGGGAAACUGAUGGCAGGUGUUAAAUUAUGGUUCAUAUUUUCAACUUUUGUAGAGGGGAGGUGUUAACCAGUAACGAUUACAUGCAUGAAUAUACUGUGUGUGUGUGUCUUGGGUGUUCCUGACUUCGCUUUACAUGGUAUAUUUGGUCACUGGAGGUGAUGUCCCAAGUGAUCAACUUUUUUAAAUAAAAGAAAAAGACUUUAAAGACCAUUAAUCAAUUUAAUGGCCUUGAGACAUUUUUUUUUUAAUUGAUCAGGAUCAUGGAGGAUUUUGAAGCCUUUUGUAUCUUGGACUGGAGAAGUGUCCAGCAAAGCACCUUAAGCUACAGGCGUCAAGCAAAAAAGAAGGUGCCACUUUUGUUUUGGCUUAAUACUAAAAUCAAAGUACAAUUUCCUUGCAGAACCUUGCUCAUAGUGAUGGCUUUUAAAGUGCCAACAUGCCCCGUCACAUUAGGACGUCCGUGAGAUGUCUGGCACAGUAAACUGAACUCAAAUGAUGCUCUAUAUUUCCACAAAAAAACAUUCCACGGUGAAAGAGGAAACAGCACGUCGCUGAUUGAUGUCACUUUUUCUUCACGCGCUACCAUCACAGACACUGAAGUUUAAUUUCAUCACACUUUGAAUGCAUAAUUUAGUAUUCCAAGAGCUGAGGUGAAUGUUGUCAAUAUUAAUUCUCUUAAUAUAAAUGUGAUAUAUAUGUAUUGUUAUGAUAUGAUUCUGCCUACAGUUUCAUUUGCAUUGGGUUUUUUUUUUAUGUAGCGCCCUCUUGCUGUACUGUAUCUUGACACUGGGAAUUCUGUUAAUCAAAACUCCACUGCUGUCUGUUAAAUAGGUAAGAAAUAUAUAGUGAUAUAGAUCUUCACUUUUGUUCUAGUGUAAUGAAAAAAAACAACGUUUUGUUUGAAAAUGGGGUGAUUCUCUACAAGUAGUUCUUGUGUUUUAAAGAGGUAACAUUUAUUUUCUGUAAAUUCUUUUUGUCUUUUUUGCAUUUUGUUUUUUAUCUGAAAGCUUUGCAGGUAAGCAAUAAUAGAACAAUUAAUCAAAUUAUUAUUACCUAUAAGAAAACAGUCCCAUCUGAUUUGCAUAAUAUCCAUUAAGGCUCAUAUGACCGAUGGUGGGCACACCACAGAUUAUAAACAUUGUCUGAAAUGUAAUUGCUAGUUAGAGAACACAUUAGGCGUAUGAAUCUCAGGUCACAGCCUCCACCAAAGUUAAUAGGAUUGCUGUGACUUCAAUCAAGUUUGAGCACAGAAAUGGUCGCCGGGGAAGUCAUUACCAAGUCUGUGCUCGUAUAUUGUUAAUUUGUUAAGAGCCAAAAUAAUUCUGUUACUUUUUGACCAUGCCUGGGUUGAUUUCUCAUAGUGGGUGUGCUUAGUUCAUUUUGAAAAGAUUUUUUGUUUCUCCGUAAAUGUUUGGCACAAAAAUAAAGGUCUCAAUCACA